Molecule: messenger RNA, 2257 nt
Organism: Culex quinquefasciatus (southern house mosquito)
Lineage: Eukaryota; Metazoa; Arthropoda; Insecta; Diptera; Culicidae
Product: leucine-rich repeat neuronal protein 2
Exons: 2
Coding region: 715-2184 (489 amino acids)
Cellular component (GO): plasma membrane
Molecular function (GO): protein binding
Source: RefSeq, a predicted model, not a curated record
UUUUAGUAGAACGGUAGUAGACUGAUUGAUUCAAUUUCCGUGCGUGCUCCACCCCGAAAAAAAACCAUCAGUAAAGCUCGAAUUUUCGACACGACGACGGUCGCAACUUGCGGAACUUUAGCCUGAAGAUUGGAUUCAAAGGAAAAGCCAAACUCAGAAGAGGUGGAGGAGGAGGGGGAAAAUCAAUUUUCCUAGUUCCAAACACGGAAGUUGGGAAAGCAGUGGAGCGGAAGUCGCCCCCCUUUUUUCGGAUAAUCCAUACAGAGGGAAAAUUAUGCGUGAAAGGAAUUUUCCCACUUUCCACGAUUUCAACAACGACUUCGAGGUGGAGAAAACCCGGCAACGGUUGUGAAGAAGAACCCGGUGUGUGUGUUUGUGUGUCGUCUGUGGAAAAUCGGGGAAACCCGAGAAGACGACGGUAGUUAAUUAAUGGUUGAUUCAUACUAAUUAAAAAUUUUACUCUACAUAAUCGGGAAAAUUUGCGGGAAAGGAAAAUCCGCUGCUGAAAGCAGAGAAGGGAUAAAGGCGUCCCCUCCGGUUUUAAGAGUGAAAAUAGGAAAGUGUGCUGUGUGUUUAAAUAUUUGAUGAGGAAUGAUAAUUUUAAUUAAAAUUAAACUGGUGAUCACCGUAAACUGAUAAGACGUUUUUUCGUGAGUUUCGGGACCCCAGCGAGCCUUGUGUGAAAGAAAGGAGUCAACGUGUGCAAACAAAACCAUGGCUGUGAUAAUGUUUGGAAAAUUGUGCCUUCUAAUUAGCGUGCUGAUGGCUUCCGGCGUCGAGAUCGUACGUGGACAGGAAGCGGACAGUACCGGUAAUGAUGAGAACUCCGCCCUUGUAACGCAACUGUGCAACUUCGACAAACCUCUCCUGGACCCAUCGGACGACGCCGGCGGCAAGUUCUGCGGCUGUGACGUGGAAAGCUCCCCUCCGUGGGGCAUCCCGGUGGUGCUGAUCGACUGUCGUGAUCAUCACCUGCAGAACGCAAUCUUCCGCGCGGAGACGCUACCUCAGGGAACGAUCCGGGCGGACAUGUCGUACAACAAGUUUGUCGAGGUGCCGCUCUUUUCGGGCGAUAAGCUAAAGUACCUAAGUCUACGUAACAACGCGAUAACAACGCUGAAAGAUAAGAACUUUGCAAAUGUUAGCGGGCUGGUGGAGUUGGAUCUGAGUGAAAACGAAAUCGAGCUUAUCAACAUCGAUGCAUUUACGGGAUUGGUAACGCUGAGGCAGCUUAACCUGGCUGAAAAUAGAAUAACAGUGAUUCAGGCUAAUGCGUUUUCUCCGUUGCAACACCUGGAGCAGUUGGUAUUGUCACACAACCCACUUGGAGCGUUCUUGAAUGCAACAGAGAACGAUAUCUUCCUGAAGUUGGGCGUAACACCUCGACUCUCGAUCAUCGAACUGGAGAACUGCAGCUUAACAGUCGUUGACCUAACUAACGGGGUCGGUCUCGACCAGAUCGUUCUCAGUUACAACCAGCUGCUCAGCAUCCAGAAGCUCCCGAAAGCCGUAACCCACCUUGACAUCAGCGGCAACCCCUUCAAGACCAUGUCAGCCAAGUUCCUGCCCCACCUGUUCCACCUACAGCACCUUACCAUGGAGGACAUGCCGUACCUCUACAAACUCGAAGAAUACGCCCUGUUCGGACUGCCCCGACUCUCCCACCUCAACCUGCAAGGUUCCCGCAACCUCACCACCUUCGACCCGCACGCCUUCGGACGCAACGUGGUCCUCAACGAAACCGACACCGUCCUCCAGGAAUUGAUCCUCAAAGGCACGAGCAUCCGAACGCUCAACUCCUCGCUCCUGCAAGCCUUCGAUCAGCUCAACGUCCUGGACCUCACCGGGACGCCACUGACCUGCGACUGCAACGUCCGGUGGCUCAAAACGCUGAACGUGACGACGCACGCCUCCUGCACCAAGCCGAUGUCCCUGCGGGGUCAACAGCUGGCGGACAUCGCCGAGGACCGGCUGCAGUGCAAGGAGGAAAAGUCCUGGCUGUACACCGUGUUCAACGUGGUGUUGGUGGUGCUGCUGGCGGUUCUGGUGGGAGCGGCGGUGUAUUUGAUCUACUUGGCGAUACGGCCCCGUCGUCAGCAGGUUCAGCUUAGGAAUAAGGUCGGGGUGAACAGUCCGUACGCACGGGUGACGAUUGAGCCAAAUCAGGCGGAGAAUUUGUACUGAAAAAGGGUUAAAGUUAGGCAAUAAUCAUCGAAUGUAGUUUUAAUUGAAGUAAAUGUAUGAUGUGGAGAUCUAU